AUGCCCAACCCUGCCAAAUCCUCCUCUAAGCUUCGUCGUCGCUCUUCUCCUGCCAAGACCAAGCAUGUUCCUGCUGUGAAUCCUAGGACUAAUCAGCACAAACAUCGUCUUCCCUCUUCCAGUGACGAGGAAACUCAGCCUAGUCACCGUCUUGGACCCACAGCUCCAGCUUCUACUCGCAGUAUUGAACCUUGCUCAACUCAACAGCCUUCUCGCCGUAUUCAACCUCGCUCAGCUCAACAGCCUGCAAACCGUAUUAAAUCUACAGCUCCAGCUUCUACUCGCCCUAUAGCUCCACCUGUCGCUUGCCCUAGAACUCCUCCUCUGACUUCUGACCAUGAAAUUCUCGACGAUAGUGAUAUGGACGAUGCUGAUCAUAUGGACAAUGACAAUGCUGCCAUGGAGGCUUUCAAUGAGUCUGGUGACUCCAGUCACUCUGCCGAUGAGAACGUUGAAGUGGGUAGGAAGCGUAAGAAGUCAAGUCGCAAAGCUAGUAAGUUACGGAAGAAGAAACUAGCUGACUACGAGACCGACAUCGAAAAGAAGGCAUAUAUCGAAGAUACUUGUUUAUCCUUAGGACGAUAUCUCCCACGCGCUGUUGAGCUAUGGGUUGAUGUGGAUGAUAUUGUUUGGGCUGGCUUGAAGCAGGCUGAGAGGGCAGAAAAGAUGAACAAAUCUGUUCAUGACAUGCCAGCAAAAACACGGAAUGAAGUCUCCUUCACUGUCCUACUGAAGCUUAUGGAAUGCAAUAUAACCUUCCCUGACAUUUUCAGUGUUUACAAAACUGAACAGAUUGCGGUCAAAUCACUCAUUGAUUUACUGCAUGAUGGCAUCAAGGAAGGCCGCGCAACUGAUACUAACAAGGUCUGGACACAGAUAUUGACUUUGAUGCUCAAGGAUCCCCGUACCGACACUAUCACAAAACCUGCACCGACUUCAAAGUCUUCCUAUGGCUUCAAUCAUAUUGAUACCGGGCAGCUCUUGUGCCCUCAGGUUUAUUUAGAAUCAUUUGAUGAGGAGUACAACCUUCUUCUAUCACUAUCCGACAGUCAAAUUGAAGUGAACACUUCUUAUUGGCCAUCGUUUAUGUAUGAUCAAGCCAUGUGGACACCGGAGGAUGAAGAAAUUGGAUUGACACGAGGAUACUUGCUCCUUCGAGUGUUUCUCCAUAUUUUCUGCAGUAACAGAGAUCCAACAAAACAAGAGGACAAGAAGCGAUGCAAUAUCGCAAAGAUCAACCGAAUGCAUCAGGUGACUGGCCAUCAUAUUGUGUAUGCAGCAUGCCAGACAAGGUAUGUGCUCUCAUCUAAGACUGCCUGGUGUGAGCAAGAUGGCACGUUCAAUAUGAACACAUUUUACGUUGCUAUUGUGGAUCUCUUUGAGCAGUAUCCUGAUGACGAAUGGGUUACUGCGACGCUUGGCUGGUGGAACGAACAGAUCUUUGGUGACGCUGAAGGCUGUACAAUCACUGAAGCAGAAAAGCAAGAACAUGCGUCUGAGAGUUCAGUUGGAAAGAUUGCUGCUGCUCAUGCUGCUCGUGCUCGUGCUGAGGCUCUUGCUAUGGCGGCUGAAUCUAGUGCCGACGACUCAUAG
Messenger RNA from Desarmillaria tabescens, 1593 nucleotides. RefSeq lists its product as uncharacterized. The transcript has 8 exons. Bases 1 to 1593 code for a protein of 530 amino acids. Lineage: Eukaryota; Fungi; Basidiomycota; Agaricomycetes; Agaricales; Physalacriaceae. The record is from RefSeq and is a predicted model, not a curated record.